Messenger RNA from Arachis stenosperma, 981 nucleotides. Its product is annotated as protein FAR-RED IMPAIRED RESPONSE 1-like. Bases 1 to 981 code for a protein of 326 amino acids. The record is from RefSeq and is a predicted model, not a curated record. Lineage: Eukaryota; Viridiplantae; Streptophyta; Magnoliopsida; Fabales; Fabaceae. The transcript is spliced from 3 exons.
AUGCUCAAACAACACAGGGAGCUAAGUAUGUUCGUGCGUCACACCAUCGAAAAUAACGAGGAAGCCGAAAUCAGACCGAGCAAAACUUACCAAUCAUUUGUAGCAGUAACGGGCAAUCAUUGGGAACUAAGUUUUAUAGAAAAAGAUGUGAGGAAUUACAUUACAAGAGAAGUACAGAAUGUGUCUGAACAAGACGAUGCCAAAGAAUUUGGGAAGUACCUUUUAAGAAUGAAAGAGAAGAAUCAAAAUUUCUUUUUCGAGCUCAACCUCGAAGGCGAUCACUCCAUCAAAAAUGCAUUAUGGGCCAACGCAAGAAGCAGGACUGCAUGCGAGUAUUUUGGAGACGUGGUUUCAUUCGAUACCACGUACAACAUAAACAGGCGUAAAUCACCACGACCAGUCGACACUUCUCGGAUGCACUCUUAUGAAAAACGAGGACAUCCAAUCAUUCAAAUGGCUAUUCGAGUGUUAGCUCUGUUGCAUGGGAGGGAAGGCACCAAAAGGCAUUCUUGCCGACCAAUGCGCAUCGAUGCAAAGGGCCAUCGAGAUGUGCAUGCCAACAACAAUUCACCGGUGGUGCAUCUGGCUGGGAUGAAAAGCACACAAAGGAUCGAGAGUAUGCACACAUUUUUCAACAAGUUCAUCACACAGAACAGUUCCUUGAUUCAAUUUGUUAAGCAAUACGAUAAUUGCCUAGCAAGCAGCGAGCAAAGAGAAAGAGAAUUUGAUGUUGUAGAUUUUCACACCAUGAUACCGUGUGCAACAAAAUCAGCAAUAGAGGCUCAAUUUCAGCAUGUGUAUACCUACGAGAAGUUCAGGAAAGUUCAAGAACAACUCAGAGGAAAUGUGAGCUGCAUCAUAAGAUUAAUGCAUUCCACCUUAGGUUUUAUGACAUACGAAGUCAUAGAACAGGUUUCUAACACCACAUUCAAUAAGUUUUUCGUCACCUACAAUGCAGUAUCACGAGAAGUAAAGUGCUAG